Messenger RNA from Fonsecaea erecta, 1242 nucleotides. RefSeq lists its product as hypothetical. The transcript has 2 exons. The record is from RefSeq and is a predicted model, not a curated record. The coding region runs from base 1 to 1242 and encodes 413 amino acids. NCBI's taxonomy places the organism in Eukaryota, Fungi, Ascomycota, Eurotiomycetes, Chaetothyriales, Herpotrichiellaceae.
AUGCACGCGUCUCCUCCUGACAUCAGUGAGUCGGCCAUUAUCGACGCCCUCAUCUCUGGAUUUGAUGCCCUGCUGUCCACGGUCCGCGCGCAUAUCAAGAACGAGAAGGCCUUGAGGGAGAGGCUGGAAUUUGCGGCAAAUGAGUAUGAGAAGGUCUUAGCCGCUGACAGCAGUCUCUCGGCAUCGUCCAUUGCUCCGAGCGAAGUCGCCCGCCAAUUCCGAGAAAUCCCUGCCAUCGACGCGGACGUCGAACUCUCCCUUCCCAUCCGCGAAGCGCAGCAAGCCAUACAAACGUACAAGAUGUCCAAGACACAGAGAUCUCAGAAUAAUGGGCGACGUUGCCCCAUAGCACACGGAAAUGGCGAUCCCGAAGAUCUUGAGCGAGAUUUUACUACUCCGGGGGUCCAAGGCACGCUGGGAUGUCCCUUUGCAAAGAUGGCCAAUGGACCUGCGUCCUCUAUCCACGAGGAUCCUAUAGCAGCCGAGUUCCACCAGGACACGUACUCAGCACGCUCUCCACAUCCGGACCAACGUCCAGGUCAAUGUCCUAUCCGUUUCCUCGAUCAGCAUUCUCCAGAAGAGGUUGCCAAAUAUUUCGAGAAUCACAAGCACGAGAUUCCUCGAAGCCACGAAAUUUGCGUGCGAAGAUACCAGGGCAAUGAAAGCGGCGCCCGGCAACUAGACGCAAAGUAUGGCAAUUUGGUAAACAUGAUACAAGGUCUAGGAGUCAAGCACAAAGCAUACCUGCCAGAGCGAGAUAGGAUUGAAGAACAAUCAACCCAGGCAGUGGAGAAAUGGGCUGAGAAUAUCAGCGAAACUGCUGCUGCACCACCAACCCAAGACGGAGCAGUCGCAGAUGAAGAACCGAGAAUAUCACAUUUCGAUAAACCCUUAAGGGAAGUCCGGGUUGGCGAAUCUCCCAGCCGGCCCUGGGGAAUCUCGGUACCAGCCGAUAAAGAACCGACGCUCAGUGCCCUCCAAGAGGAAGAAAACGUGGCACAUCUCAAGAUGCGGUCUACGAGCCCCCAUAAUGCUUCGGCAGCGCACCGCAAUGAUCAUCCGCAAGAGCAGGGUCAGACGACCUUUCCGUCAAAGAAACAAACAGACGACUCCCCCCAGGGCAAAGAGCCCCGCACCCAAAUCAUCUUCAACGGACCCGUCUUUUUUGGAUAUUCUGCUGAGGAAGUGUCAGCUUUAUUGCAGAAUACUAACCUGGGCAACAUGAAAGCCGGUGGUGGCUAA